Messenger RNA from Fragaria vesca subsp. vesca, 699 nucleotides. Its product is annotated as G-type lectin S-receptor-like serine/threonine-protein kinase RKS1-like. Lineage: Eukaryota; Viridiplantae; Streptophyta; Magnoliopsida; Rosales; Rosaceae. The transcript has a single exon. The record is from RefSeq and is a predicted model, not a curated record. The coding region runs from base 1 to 699 and encodes 232 amino acids.
AUGUAUCGCAAAGCUCUGUUUCUCUUCCUCCUCUUUCAGUUCUGCACUUCCAGGGACACCAUAAAAGGGAACAAAGAGCAACUGAAGGAUGUUGAUGGUGACUAUUUAGUGUCCAGAGAAAGCAAGUUUGAGUUGGGGUUCUUCAGCCCUGGAAAUUCUUGCUACCGGUAUGUUGGAAUCUGGUAUUCUCAGACUAGAGUAUCUGAAAAAACAGUGGUGUGGGUUGCAAACAGGAACAAUCCCAUCAAUGAUACCUCUGGUGUGCUCACAAUCAACAGGUAUGGAGAACUGGUCCUUUAUGCUUACAGUGUGGAAAAUGAUCCUAUAUGGUUCGCCAAUGUGUCGCAGUCGGUCCAAAAUGUUAACACUAGCACUUUAUCUGCACAGCUUUUGGAUUCAGGAAACUUAGUUGUGUUCCAGGAUGAUACAAAUGACAUCUAUAUGUGGCAAAGCUUUGAUCAUCCUACAGAUACUCAAAUUCCAGGUAUGAAACUUGGGGUGAAUUGGAAAACUGGGCAAGAAUGGGUUUUAACAUCUUGGAAGUCACAAGAUGACCCUGGAACUGGGUCCUCUACCUGUAGGCUCUAUCCAAACCAGAUUACAUUCCCCCAAUUUUUCAUGUAUAAGGGUUUGAGCAAGUAUUGGCGAAGUGAUCCAGGGCCAUCGCCUAAUUUGUUCACUAAUGAAGAGGAAACUUAA